CUGUAGAGAGAAUUAACUGGAAAGUUAGCAAAUUAGAGGAGAGAUUAUAGUUUUACUCGUCCACAACACACACAAAUUUGUUGGACGGGAAACCAAUCACGGACUAUGUAGAAACACAUCAUAUUUCAAUUGUCAGCUGUGUUUAAACAGGCAGAAAUCAAGAGAGAGAAAUGAUACGGUGAAGAUCAGAUUUCUUUCACUUACAGAGAGGUCAUUUUCAAUCUCUUCAAUUUCUUAACGGAUAAGAGAGAGGGAUUGUACAGCAAUAACGGAAAAUGGCUCCUGCAAACAAGGCUGAGAAGAAGGCAGCAGGUGAUGCAGCUGCAUGGAUGUUCAAUGUGGUCACUUCUGUUGGAAUCAUCAUUGUCAAUAAGGCCUUAAUGGCUACAUAUGGUUUCAGCUUUGCUACGACGUUGACUGGUAUGCAUUUUGCUACGACCACCUUGAUGACGGCGGUUCUUAGAUGGCUGGGAUACAUCCAAACUUCCCAUCUACCUUUUUUGGACCUUUUGAAAUUUGUACUGUUUGCAAACUUCUCUAUUGUCGGGAUGAAUGUCAGUUUAAUGUGGAAUUCAGUAGGAUUCUACCAGAUUGCAAAGUUGAGCAUGAUACCCGUGUCAUGCUUGCUGGAAGUUGUAUUAGACAAGAUUCGAUAUUCAAGAGAUACAAAGCUCAGCAUUUCUUUGGUGCUGUUAGGUGUUGCUGUCUGUACAGUUACAGAUGUUAGUGUUAAUGCCAAAGGGUUCAUUGCAGCCUUUAUUGCUGUUUGGAGCACUGCACUGCAACAAUAUUACGUCCAUUUCCUCCAGAGGAAAUAUUCUCUAAGUUCUUUCAAUCUGCUGGGGCAUACUGCACCCGCCCAAGCAGCAACUUUGCUGGUAGUGGGCCCCUUCCUGGAUUAUUGGCUUACAACUAAGAGAAUUGACCACUAUAAUUUUACCUUUCCGUCCACGGUGUUCCUAAUUAUGUCGUGCACAAUUGCAAUAGGCACCAAUCUGAGUCAGUUUAUCUGCAUUGGCAGAUUUACUGCUGUAUCAUUCCAAGUGCUUGGCCAUAUGAAAACCAUCCUUGUGUUGAUGCUGGGGUUUUUAUUAUUUGGGAAAGAGGGGCUUAAUUUACAAGUGGUGCUUGGCAUGAUAAUUGCAGUCAUGGGAAUGAUCUGGUAUGGCAAUGCGUCGUCUAAGCCUGGUGGGAAGGAGCGGCGUAGUCAUUCAAUGUCCAAGAGUGGCCUGCAAAAGGACUCAGAAUCUUCCGAUCCAGAUGAGAAGGUCUGAAGAAUUUUUAGCCAAGAAAGAUGAAAACCUUUACAGGAUAAAUUUAGUUUUCUGACAAUAGGUAUGCCUAUAGACCCAAUUAAGUUAAUGCCCUCUGAAUUUUUGUAAUUCAUAUAUCUACCUGUUUUUUUACUCCCAUUUGAAAGGGGGAGUUCAAGACUGCAGUAUAGUAAUUAGUAAUUCCUGAACCCAGUUCUCCACUUCUCCAUUUUUUUGUCUCACCACUCAUUUAUAAUUAUCUUUUAUAUAGAUCAAUUCCUUCUCUUGUGCACUA
Messenger RNA from Cuscuta europaea, 1548 nucleotides. The record is from the annotation of a GenBank genome assembly. Lineage: Eukaryota; Viridiplantae; Streptophyta; Magnoliopsida; Solanales; Convolvulaceae.